UAAGAGCUAGUUAUUAAAUUAUGCACUCAAAAUAACACUAAAACAGUAAAAUAAACCUCAACUUAUGCUGUCAUAUUUGUCACGUAAUGUUUUUUUAUCUGACGAAACCGUGAGAUAACGUCAGAACUAUUCUUUAAAACACAACUUGUACCACGAGGUUCAAUCAGUUACCACCAACAUGCCUUGCCCCACGGGAUGUACCGACCCAGAUAAUUGUGACAAAGAAGUCUGUAAAAAGGAACAAUGUUGUAAACCAACAAACGAGGAAGUCUGUUGUCCCAGGCCAAAGAAGGAAGAGAAAUCAGAUGAUGUCUGCUGUCCUAUACCAAAAAAAGUCGAUACAUCCGAUGAAGUCUGUUGUCCAAGACCAAAGAAGGAGGAGGUUUCUGAGGAUGCAUGUUGUCGAAGACCUACUGCUAAAUGAGAUAGAAAGAAUAACACUUUAAUAUAAUUUUGGCUGAAGUUCCCUAACUAUUUUCCCAAAUGUAAAUAGCCAUUCAUUAAUAACUUCUACAUCAUUACUUCUACUUCAUCAUAACUUCUAUCUUAGUACCUAAUAACAAUAAAUAAAAUUAUAAAUCUUUAU
Messenger RNA from Nezara viridula (southern green stink bug), 586 nucleotides. NCBI's taxonomy places the organism in Eukaryota, Metazoa, Arthropoda, Insecta, Hemiptera, Pentatomidae. The record is from the annotation of a GenBank genome assembly.